AUGGCGCUUGGGCCCGCGCCCGCUCCUGCGGCCGUGUUUCCCGCGUCGGCCGCGCCGCCGCCGAUGCUGAUGCUGCCGACGCUCAACUUCUCCGUCGGCCAAGUGGCGGCCGUCUGCGAGACGCUCGAGGAGAGCGGCGACGUGGAGCGCCUGGGUCGCUUCCUGUGGUCGCUGCCCGUGGCGCACCCGAACUGCGCCGAGCUGAACAAGAGCGAGGCGGUGCUGCGCGCCCGGGCGCUGGUAGCCUUCCACGCGGGCAACUUCCGCGAGCUCUACCGGAUCCUGGAGGGCCACCGGUUCGCCAGAGGCUCGCACGCCAAGCUGCAGGCUAUGUGGCUCGAGGCGCACUACCAAGAAGCCGAGAAGCUGCGCGGCAGGCCUCUGGGACCCGUGGACAAGUACCGGGUGCGCAAGAAGUUCCCGCUGCCGCGCACCAUCUGGGACGGCGAGCAGAAGACGCACUGCUUCAAGGAGCGCACCCGGUCGCUGCUCCGGGAGUGGUACCUCCAGGACCCGUACCCGAACCCGACCAAGAAGCGGGAGCUGGCGCAAGCUACGGGGCUGACGCCUACCCAGGUGGGCAACUGGUUCAAGAACCGGCGCCAGAGGGACAGGGCGGCGGCCGCAAAGAACCGGUGA
Messenger RNA from Rhipicephalus microplus (southern cattle tick), 639 nucleotides. Its product is annotated as homeobox protein SIX6. The record is from RefSeq and is a predicted model, not a curated record. Gene Ontology annotation, molecular function: DNA-binding transcription factor activity, RNA polymerase II-specific; RNA polymerase II cis-regulatory region sequence-specific DNA binding. Gene Ontology annotation, cellular component: nucleus; transcription regulator complex. Gene Ontology annotation, biological process: regulation of transcription by RNA polymerase II. NCBI's taxonomy places the organism in Eukaryota, Metazoa, Arthropoda, Arachnida, Ixodida, Ixodidae.